This is a messenger RNA of Theileria orientalis strain Shintoku, 684 nucleotides long. RefSeq lists its product as uncharacterized. Gene Ontology annotation, cellular component: 90S preribosome; nucleolus. The transcript has a single exon. Gene Ontology annotation, biological process: maturation of SSU-rRNA from tricistronic rRNA transcript (SSU-rRNA, 5.8S rRNA, LSU-rRNA). The record is from RefSeq and is a predicted model, not a curated record. The coding region runs from base 1 to 684 and encodes 227 amino acids. Lineage: Eukaryota; Apicomplexa; Aconoidasida; Piroplasmida; Theileriidae.
AUGAAUGAGAGUAAAAUUUUAAAGAAGAAUAAGGUGAAAGUUAAAAAGAGAAAAAGCAAUGAACCGGUUGAACUCCCAAACAAUGUAUCAUUCAAUCCAUAUAGGAACUAUAAGCCGCCUAACACAUCUGGAGUAUCGAAAAAAAGGAUAGCCAGAGACCCGAGAUUUAGUGAUUUCUCGGGAAAACUGAACAUAGAAAUGUUCAAAAAGUCGUAUAACUUCUUGAAUGAGAUGAGGAACGACGAAGUGAAAGAUAUAAUGGCAGCAAUUAAAAUCAAUAAAAAACAUGGCCCAGAUAGCGUUAAGGGAAUAAACGCAUUGAAAAAAAUAGAACACCUGAACAUUGGAAGCACAGAUGAAGCCAAGAGAGCACUGGACAGAUAUAAAACAGAAAAGGCACAACUCGAAAAGAAUGAAGAGUUGAGAGACCUGAAGAAGUCACUGAUCAGAGAAGAAAAGGAAAAAAUAGAAACAACAGGAAAGAAACCAUACUAUUUCCCAGACAAAAAGGUAAAGAAAUUGUAUAAAGAAAUGCAGAAGAAGAAAAUAGAAGAAACAAUGAAAUCAACAGCAAUCAACUACGGACCAAAUAGGUCAAUACAUAAAAAACUGGAGUCGAAGAGCAGAAGAAAGCUUCCGAAGGAGCGUAAACACGACGCAAUACCGAAAUUUAGAGAUGUGUAA